AGAAAAUUAGUGAAUAAAAAAAAGGUUGGUCAGCUUUUGUGGCCUUUGAGGUAACUUGUAACUUGUAAGAAACUUAUAAGCAUCCUACUUCAUGUUACCGAACGCUAAUAUAAGAGCAUGAGUGCUUAAAGUAGCUUAUAACCACCAAAUAAGUAAUUAUAAACACAAUUUUGCAGAGGCUCGAAAAUAAUGCUAGCUUUAUGCCUUCCAUGAGAAGCUCUGUUGGGGUGAUGCCUUCUGAAGAGCACACAUCAAUUGAACUGGCUGGACCAGAUAGGCCUGGUUUAUUAUCAGAAGUAUGUGCAGUUCUUGCAGACCUUCGCUGUAACGUUGUAAAUGCUGAUAUAUGGACACACAAUUGUAGAGCUGCCGCUGUAGUUCGCGUAACAGAUGAUUCGACUGGAUGUGCAAUUAAAGAUCCGGAUCGUCUCUCAACUAUAAAAGAGUUGCUUUGCAAUGUCCUUAAAGGGAAUAAUGACUUGAAAACCGCAAAAAUGACACUUUCAGCGUCUCGAAUCAUGCAUACAGAACGACGCUUACAUCAGAUUAUGUUUGCAGAUAGGGACUACGAAAAGGUUGAGAAAGCAGGAACAGGAAUUAAUGUUGAGGAUAGGAGCACAAGACCUCAUGUUACUUUGUUGAAUAUCGAGAAAGAUUACACAGUGAUUACUAUGAAAUCGAAAGACCGGCCUAAACUGUUGUUUGACAUUAUUUGCACCUUAACAGACAUGCAAUAUGUUGUCUUCCAUGGAAUGGUCAACACCGGAAAGAUGGAAGCUUACCAGGAAUUCUAUAUCAGACACAUUGAUGGACUCCCCAUAAGCUCAGAUGCUGAGCGAGAACGUGUUGUACAAUGUCUGGAAGCAGCCAUUGAAAGACGAGCAUCUGAGGGACUGGAGCUAGAAUUAUGCACAGAAGACCGAGUUGGACUUCUCUCAGACAUCACAAGGAUUUUUCGAGAAAACAGUUUGUGCGUCAAGCGAGCAGAAAUCUCAACAAAAGGUGGGAAGGCUAACGACAGAUUCUACGUUACAGAUGUAACAGGAAACCCAGUUGAUCCCAAGAUCAUUGACUCAAUUCGACAACAGAUUGGAGUAACCAAACUACAGGUGAAACACAACUCAAUGCUUCAACCAAAACCUCCUCGGGAGACGACA
Molecule: messenger RNA, 1157 nt
Organism: Carica papaya (papaya)
Lineage: Eukaryota; Viridiplantae; Streptophyta; Magnoliopsida; Brassicales; Caricaceae
Source: RefSeq, a predicted model, not a curated record